AUGUUCGAGUGCAAUGAUUAUCUGCACUUCGACCUGGAGCAUCCUAGACAGGCAGCUUGUUUACAAGUCUCCGUCGAGGAUGACCUGGCCAACAAUGGAACUGCAUUUAAGUUCACCUGUGUGGAAUUUCGAGGCUCGGCCGCCGCUAAGAAGUACGUUGCCAACGUCAAGCUCAAGAGCCUUGAGUUGUCGACAACAACGGAAGAUUCUUUGACAUCAAAGAGCUGGUGCCUAGGAAUACCACAGUACAAGAUGAUGCAGAAAGGCGGAGAUGACAUCGCUGGAAACAUGAAGAAAGGUGGAGAGCAUUUCGGCGCGAUGGGGCGGACAGACCCCAAGCAGAAACAAAACGACAACACCCGCCAGUGGAACAGACAAGAUCCCCGGCCACCGAAAUGUUCGAAACAGACGACUUUCUUGGUUUCGAUCUUGAACAUCACGAACAGGCUAUAA
This is a messenger RNA of Fusarium subglutinans, 453 nucleotides long. RefSeq lists its product as uncharacterized. The record is from RefSeq and is a predicted model, not a curated record. The transcript has a single exon. Lineage: Eukaryota; Fungi; Ascomycota; Sordariomycetes; Hypocreales; Nectriaceae. Bases 1 to 453 code for a protein of 150 amino acids.